AUGGUGAACCACGAGAAUGCAGACAAGAUUGCUCAAAUUACGAAGCGGGACGUCCUGGGCAUCUCUCCCAGAUCUAAAGAGUUUGAAAUCAUCCUCCGUCAGUCUCUUUGCAAGAUUUCCUGUGACCAGUCAGAUCGAUUCUUCGACGAGACUUACGGGGAGCCGGUCAGCCAGCUCCCGCCAUGGGAGCUCACAUUCCUGCUAGAUCUGGUAUUCAUUUCCAAGAUACUUUUCUUGGGCCAACAAGUCGAUCUUCUUCAGAGUUGGGAGAACACGGCAGUUGGAGAAGAAGUGCGGCGUAAGCAUCUACGCAAGAUGAACUGCCCGGAGACGGUGACGAUGUGGACUGAAUUCAUAAGACAAGCUAGGGCGGGCGACCUCGAGCCCAGAUUGCCCGCGCAUAGACUUUCAAACCUCGCUUUAGAUUCAGGCGGCAGGAAAGCAAGAAAACGAGAUGUCCGGCUGUAUCUAAGCUACCUGCUCGUAGCGGGGACUGAAGAGGUCGGUUCUGACACGGAAGCCGAAGGGCAGAGCUCUAGCGACAGCGAGUAG
Messenger RNA from Akanthomyces muscarius, 552 nucleotides. RefSeq lists its product as uncharacterized. The coding region runs from base 1 to 552 and encodes 183 amino acids. The record is from RefSeq and is a predicted model, not a curated record. The transcript is spliced from 2 exons. NCBI's taxonomy places the organism in Eukaryota, Fungi, Ascomycota, Sordariomycetes, Hypocreales, Cordycipitaceae.